GCCAGUUUGGAAACUUUCUUUCUUUUCAAUCUUUUUUGUUCUUUACAAACAUUUGUUUUAUUAAUUACAACUAAUAAGAACAACAAACACUUAUUCAACAAUGCAAUUAUCACAAUUAGUCGUCUUCGCUGCUACAACUUUUGCUGUCGUUUCAGCUCAAUCAUCUAACUCAUCAAGCGGUGGUGGUGGUAGCUCAGGAAGCAGUGGUUCAGGUAGCAUUGGUUCCAAUGCUGCUGGUUUGAACGCUGCUGGUGCCGGUGCCAUUGGUGCUGCUGUCGCUGCUGGUGUUGCUUUAUUGAUGUAAGAUUAAUCCAAAGAACUGCACAAUAUAAGGGACCCCAAGUUACCAAUUAACAUCAAAUGAGUCAUAAACAUUAUACAAUAAUUUGAGCUGUUACUUAUUUUUUAUAAACUAUUAAUAUUAUUUGUCUGUGAAACUAAUUGGUGAUGCUGCAAUUGGACUGUCCAGUUGAGUAUUGUCUAUACAAGAUUUUUUAUCACAACUUUUGACACUGUUCGUUUUUCUAUGCUUGCUGGUGUGCUAUUUAUUUUUUUUUAAUUGAUCGUUUUUUAUA
Hansenula anomala is the source of this 575-nucleotide messenger RNA. RefSeq lists its product as uncharacterized. NCBI's taxonomy places the organism in Eukaryota, Fungi, Ascomycota, Saccharomycetes, Phaffomycetales, Wickerhamomycetaceae. Bases 101 to 304 code for a protein of 67 amino acids. The record is from RefSeq and is a predicted model, not a curated record. The transcript has a single exon.